AUGCAAGCAGUCACUUCUUCCACCAAGGGAGACGAAAUAGACGAUCGUUUCGAGGACCGUGAAGAUGCUCCGUUCCUGUUGCGUUCCGAUGGCGCUCCCCCGAGUUCACCGCAAGAACGAGACCGACCUCCUUCGAGCCACCGUCAGAAUCAUGGUAUUCGGGAGAAAUUGCGAAUCCGCCUGAUGAUAACACUGUUUGCGAUCAUCCUCUUCGUCGAAACUGGAAAUGCGAUGACCUCUGGCCCAACAACCCGUAUCUUCGAGUCUAUUGCUUGUCGAAAUUUCUACAACGAAAGUGACCCGUCCAAGAUCGGCCCCGAUGGCCAGAUCCCGGAAGAAGAGUGCAAGGGCCCGGAGGUACAGGGAGAAAUAGCUGUUAUCAAAGGGUACAUGGAGCUGUUUGACGGGGUAGCCAGUAUUUUGUUGGCACUGCCAUACGGGCUACUGGCCGAUCGCAUCGGACGCAAGCCUACUAUUCUUUUAGCUAUCCCGGGCUUUGUCCUCAACAUCCUCAUGCAGGGAUGCGUACUGUGGUGGUCAGAGACCAUUCCACUCCGUGCAAUCUGGUUGUCGUCUCUGUCAUGGCUGUUUGGCGGUGGUGUCGUCGUUGCUGCUGCCGUGGUGUGGACGAUGAUGACCGAUGUGACGACUGAAGCGCAGCGAUCUGCUAUGUUCUUCCAGUUCGGAGUGGCUGUUAUGGGAUCUGAAUUCCUAUCAAACUCAAUCGGCUCAUGGCUCAUGCUGUACAGUAAUUGGACUCCCCUGCUUUUGGGUUGGGGUAUUGUCAUCUUUGGUGUCUGUCUGGGAAUUACCCUGCCCGAAACGAAGAAUGCAUUUCCAUCGAGUGAACAAAAACACCAGGAUCAAACAGAAGAGCAUGAACUAUCUGACCUACACGCCGACGAUGAAAAUCAUCCUUCAUCUUUUGACAAGCCUUUACACGCUGAAACCCCAAAAACAAAAUUGCAGGGUGCAAUAUCUGCUGUCAAAGCGUACUCUUUUCUUUUGAAAAAUAAGCAGGUCAUGCUUCUCUUCUCCUCGUUCCUAGUAUACAAACUCAGCCGCGGCUCUUCUUGGUUCUUGGUGCAAUAUGUAUCCCUUCGUUAUGGUUGGAAACUUAUUGCUGCCAAUCUACUGGUUUCUCUAAAAUCCAUCCUUAUGGUGGGACUCUUACUUGUGGUUUUGCCACUAGCGUCAUGGUAUUUACAGAAGAAACGAGGAGUCGACAGUCGAACAAAAGAUUUGAUUCUCACCAAAGUCAGCGUCAUAUGCCUCCUUGUGGGGACCCUCGGUAUGGGUCUUUCACCAUAUGUUUGGUUGGUCAUUUUCUUUCUCGUUAUCCAGACCAUGGGAGCCGGCUUUGUAUAUACUACCCGUGCCAUCGUGGCAACCAUGAUCAAGCCUGAAGAGACCGCUCGCGUCUACGUCAUGAUUGAAAUUAUUCAGGCUUUUGGGAUGAUUCUUGCCAGCCCGGUCAUGACCAAUGUCUUCAAAUGGGGAAUUGACCUGGGAGGCGUCUGGAGGGGAUUAGCCUGGAUGGUGGCUGCAAGCUUGUUCGCCAUUGUUGCUGCUAUAAUAUGGAGGGUUGAAAUCCCCCCUGCGCCCGCCACACAUGAUGACUAG
Messenger RNA from Talaromyces rugulosus, 1623 nucleotides. RefSeq lists its product as uncharacterized. Gene Ontology annotation, biological process: transmembrane transport. Bases 1 to 1623 code for a protein of 540 amino acids. Lineage: Eukaryota; Fungi; Ascomycota; Eurotiomycetes; Eurotiales; Trichocomaceae. The record is from RefSeq and is a predicted model, not a curated record. Gene Ontology annotation, cellular component: membrane. The transcript is spliced from 2 exons. Gene Ontology annotation, molecular function: transmembrane transporter activity.